GCUGUGCACUAAACAAAGGUCUGCAUGUCAUAAGAUCAAUAGAGAGGUCACCGUUGUUGUUCAACCGAGACUCCGAGCAGGAUUCAUAUUACGACUUGUUGGCAACGCAAUGUUUGUGCGUGUACAUACUAGCGACCGUUGACGAAUACAGGAACUAGAACAGCUACUAUCUGUACCACAUACAUUUGGCGCGCCAAUCGACUGUUGUUAUCCCGCUGUCGUUACAAGCAGGAAGUAACUCUGUGUUGUUGGAGGACAACUGGCAACGGGAUAAACAAGCAGAUCGGCGAAAAGACACUCCGUGAUGACCACACCUGAGAAGCCACAUGCCAAGAACGACCCGUCUGCCUCUGCUGGUGCAGCAAAGACGGGACAGGCACACAUGAGGCGUAUGGAAUAUGCAAAUUUUCUAAGAAGAGCUGAUCAGAGCCACUACCGAGGCCCAUGUUGGUACGGAACAGAAGCGCCAUCCGUUAGAUAUUCCGGUCCCAGCUACUCCUUCGGGUCAAGUUAUCGGGAUUUAAGCUACUCGGACUCGCCAGGGCCUUGUUAUUUUCCACCGUGUCCAUCCACGCUCAGCCCGGGGCCGAAGUCCUCCAUCACCUCAAGACUUGGACCACCCACCUUCAACAUGUGCUUGCCAGGCCCUUGUCAUUUCCCACCGUCUCCAUCCUCGCAGCGUCCGGGACCGAAGUUCUCCAUCACCUCAAGACACAUGCCAUCCCGCUUUGCCAUCACAGUGGAAGAGGAAUAGAGUUAUGUACAUCAUGGGUGCACCUAAAGAAGUCGGAACGCAAUAAGUUGGAUUGUUGUCCAAUUUGACGAAUCAUAAUCAAGUCCAAAAUAUACAUGUGACCAGCAAGUGCUUGGAACAUCAAAGAAGAGUUACAAGACAUGUGUAUACUGUACACAUUAAAGAGAAGGUUCAGGAAAGGGAUCCUGAAAAGUGUAACUGUUCAUUCAAUUAAGGAGAGUAUAUAUAUGCAUUAACAGUUCAUGCUUUUAUUUAAUUCCUAUUCGUUGAGUUAAACAUGUUUAUCUGAAUUUUGAAUUCUCUUAAGGCGAUUGAAAAGUGUUGAAUAUGAAUGAAAACUACACUGGACUUGUACUACUUUUAGUGAUCUGCUCGUGAUGUCCAAUAAACUUGACAUGUAAUAGUU
Molecule: messenger RNA, 1160 nt
Organism: Haliotis rubra (blacklip abalone)
Lineage: Eukaryota; Metazoa; Mollusca; Gastropoda; Lepetellida; Haliotidae
Exons: 6
Coding region: 305-754 (149 amino acids)
Source: RefSeq, a predicted model, not a curated record